Peniophora sp. CBMAI 1063 is the source of this 3063-nucleotide messenger RNA. Lineage: Eukaryota; Fungi; Basidiomycota; Agaricomycetes; Russulales; Peniophoraceae. The record is from the annotation of a GenBank genome assembly.
AUGUCUUCUCCACCUGCACCUGUGCCCCCGCCUGCAAGCCCAGGAGAGGACGUCUGUCCGCGCAACUUCGGCGAGCUCUGGGCGAAAGCCUUGCGGCGCUACAAGGAGGAGACAAAGAAAGACUUGCUCAACCUUCCGUUCGCAAUCGACUUCCCGUCAAUCCCGCCGGAUGUCGACAUUGUUGAAGCGGUCACUGCGCAUUUGAUGAACCAAAAGGAGCUAUUCAAGGUCUUUCGCGACAACGGAGAGAAGGCACGGAAGGUGUUGAAGCUCAUUGUGAAUGCUGUAUUGCCAUUCCUUGACGCAUGCGCCGAGGUUGCUUCGGAUGCGACACCGGGAGGCAAGGCUAUAUUCUGCGCCAUCGGGGCGUUAUUGCAGGCUACUAAGAGCCAUGGUGCUAUGUACGACAGCAUCGAGUCUCUCUUCGAAACUAUCAAGAACCGCCUCAAACUUAUCGAGAUCCACCUUCCCGAAAACUCGCCAUCGAGGAUGGCGCCUCCUGUUGCCCUCAUGAACAUCUUCGCCGACACGCUUGAGCAAGUGUUCAUCGCUUUGGCACUCAUAACAAAGUACUGCAAGCUGGCUAUCGGGCCCUAUUACAAGAGGACUCUCAGAGCUCUCUUUCGCCGUACAAAGGAUUAUGCUCGCGUAUUUAGUGGUGAACCAGAAGUAGCGAAGGUGCUUAAGAAUUUUGAAGUUCUCGCACAUAAGGGACUAGAGCUGGCGGUAGCGCAUAGUAACUUCAUUGCUCGCGAGCUCCACCCCUGGGUGAAAUUUGUGUAUGACCAAGCUGUUGAGGAUCAGCUUCGCACAUGGCUCAACCCCACUGAUCGGCGACCUCCAAAUUACGAGAGCAAGAGACGAGCCAACAGCUGCGAGUGGUUCUACGACGCUGAGUUUGGCAAAUGGAAGGACCAGAAGGGCGGAGCGUACUGGGUGCAUGGCAACGCUGGCUCUGGUAAGAGUGUCCUCAGCUCCUCUGUUAUCGACACACUUCAAGCGGACGAGACACUGUUUGUGGCCUACUUCUUCUUCGACACCGAGAAGCGGGACUGUCGCGCGCUUGCCUCGUCUUUAGUUUUCCAGCUUGGAGCUCGCUCCGAAAAAUGUUCCAACUGGCUUCAAGAUCAGAAGCGGCGCUCAUCUGACUCUCCCCACUACGAGGAUCUCAUUGCCAUGCUUGGAGGACUAUUGGAGUUAUCGGGUCGCACAUUUAUCAUCGUCGAUGCACUGGACGAAUGUCCUCUGGCCGCGCGCGAGGGUUUACGCAGCUUUUUCAACAUUUUCCGUGCGCCCAACAUCGGCCAGAAAGACCUCCAUCUGCUUGUGACUAGUCGCCCUGAAGCCGACAUACGAGAUCUCAUAUCCCCUCUGCAUCAUCGUGCCCUCAAUCUUCACGAUUCCCAAAAGCAUCAGGCAGACGUGAGGGCGUAUAUAACCUCUCGACUUGAUCGAAGCGUUGAGGGCUGGGCGCCCGAAGUCAAGAAGAAGGUGCAUACAUUUCUCAAUGAGAAUUCCCGGGGAAUGUUCUUAUGGGUCGAUCUCCAGCUACUGCAGCUAAGAGGCUCUAUCACACUUGGCGACGUCGUGCCCAUCCUAAAUGAGCUGCCUACCAAUCUUAACGACACAUACAAGCGCAUUCUGGAGAAGUCUGGUACAAUGCUGGCCGUAGUGGAACGGCGUCGUCGCGUCUUUGAAUGUGUCGCAUCCGCCCGGCGACCGCUUUUCCCCGCGGAGGUGGUCGAGAUAUAUUGCAUGGACUUCGAUUCUCAGCACCUGCCUAAGCAAGACGAAGUAGACCACGAGACGUUCGUACUCAGGAACUGCCCCGGUCUCCUGUGCAUCGUUGACUGGACGGACACGUCCAAUUGCCAGUUCAGAACUGUGCAAUUUAUUCACUUCUCUGCCAAGGAGUACCUUAUGUCCAUCAUGCUAGAGAGCGCUGCGACUCCUGCACGUCACCACCGCUUCGAUGAGUACUCUGCCAACCUUGCGUUCGCAAAGAUCUGUCUCAGGGCGCUUCAUGUGGAUGUCACAUACCCACACUUACGUGCAUAUGCGAACGAGCAUUGGGAAAAGCAUGUAUCGCUUCGCAACGAAGACGAUCUCGGCGACUGUCUCGACGCUUUCCUUCAGAUAGGCUCCCCAUCCUUCACCCUUUGGGCCGCCGGAACCUUCCGCCUUGAACGUGAUACCGCAUUCCAUUGCGCUGCCAGGCUGAAUCUUUGCAAUCGCGUAAAAAGGAUGCUGGACUCUGAUGGCACCCUCAUCACGCUUCCCGGCGAGGGCGGCUCUGCACUACACGAAGCGGCACCAGCAGGGCAUGUUGAGAUGUGCCAUUUGUUGCUCGACCGCGGUGCCCUCAUCAAUGACCCCGACGAUGAAGGGAACACACCUGUGCACACGGCCGCAGACCAAGGACGUCGCGAUGUUGUCGAGCUGCUCUUGCACUACCGCGAGGCAGAUAUCGAUGAGGCGGAACUCGCCGCUCGAUACUGUUCCCGCAACGACUAUGGGGUGACCCCGUUGGGCAUGGCAGUGUACGGGAAUGCCGAUAUCUGUCGCCUAUUUCUCGCUUAUCACGGAGCCCCCAUCGACGACCCUGCCGACGACGGAAACACACCUUUGCACUAUGCCGCAGCGGAAGGAUUUCCGGAGAUCGUUAGUAUUCUCCUUGAACACCCCGUGGCGAAUGGGGCGCAUCCCGGUGCUCGAUGUCGGGCCCGCAAUGACCGCGGAGAAACCCCUUUGCAUCUAGCUGCAAAUGAAGGGUACGCCGACGUCUGUCGCAUAUUGCUCAGACAUGAAGCCGCCGUCGACGAGCUCGACAAUCGAGGAGACACUGCUGUGCAUAUUGCCCACGAAAGACGCGACGCGGAUAUCGUUCGCAUGCUGUUGGAGCAUCGCGCGAAGGAUGCCACAUCGGCGCUGCCAUCUGCGCGGAGGCUCAGGAAGGACAUGUAUCCGCGUGCCAGGCGGGAACCUAACGGGCCGUGGUCGGCUAUUCUCGUGGACUUCGCGUCUCAGCUUGAAGAUCCGGGAGAUGGGUCAGACUCGGACUGA